AUGGCUGGGCCCACGCCUCUGGUCCUGCUCUGGGCACUGCUGACCCUCUGCAUCUCUGCAGGGACCCCCGAGGUGUGGGUGCAAGUCCAGAUGGAGGCCACUGAGCUCCCAACCUUCACUGUCCGCUGUGGGUUCCUUGGGUCUGGCUCCAUCUCCCUGGUGACCGUGAGCUGCGGGGGGCCUGAUGGUGCUGGAGGAACCAGUCUAGCUGUGUUGCACCCAGAAUUUGGAACCAGGUAUUAGGCCCCUGUCCGCCAGGCCCACUGGGAAACCAAAAGCAGCAUCUCCCUCACUCUGGAAGGGUCAGCGGCCAGAAGCCCUUGGGCCAACACCACUUUCUGCUGCAAGUUCAUUUCCUUCCCCAGUGGCUCCCAGGAAGCCUGUGGAGAUCUGACACCCCUGUCUCCAGGACUCCCGGCUCCCUCUCCAGCCCCCAUUCUUCGGGCAGACCUGGCCGGGAUCUUUGGAGCCUCAGGGAUCCUCCUGUGUGGCUGCAUCUUCGUCCUACACUUCAUACAUCGGCAGAGGCAUCGGUGAGAACCAGUCCAGGCUGUGUCCCUGCAUCACUGGGCUAGUGACACUCUGCCUCUGACCCCUCUUCUCCUCCCAGGUCUGUCGCUCAGCUUCAGCCACCCCUCUCCAGUGCCUGGGCCCAGAGGAGA
Messenger RNA from Ictidomys tridecemlineatus (thirteen-lined ground squirrel), 662 nucleotides. The record is from RefSeq and is a predicted model, not a curated record. NCBI's taxonomy places the organism in Eukaryota, Metazoa, Chordata, Mammalia, Rodentia, Sciuridae.